Molecule: messenger RNA, 1364 nt
Organism: Drosophila takahashii
Lineage: Eukaryota; Metazoa; Arthropoda; Insecta; Diptera; Drosophilidae
Product: EF-hand domain-containing protein D2 homolog
Molecular function (GO): calcium ion binding
Source: RefSeq, a predicted model, not a curated record
CAUAGGGAACCAAAAACAUACAAGCAUUCUAUCUUUUUAAUUUUCUACAUAUUUUGGUAAUUUAUUAUUGCACUUUCAAACUUUGUGAAAUAACUGCAACUGCGCAUUAUGUCAGAGGCAGUCGGCGUCAGGGGCCAGUUCGAAACCCCAGCAGCAAGGUCGAACGAAAGUCAGGCUUCUUUACUCCGAGACGAUCGGAAAAUAGUGCUGGAAAAGCGGGUGGAGGUUGAGGUUUGUGAGGAAAUAAUAAGCUCGCUCAAUAUUCCAGAGGAUACUGAAGACAAUUUCGAGGCAGCCGAGGCGGCGGAUAAAGUUUCGGAACUGCCAGAGGAGUCGAAAGAAGAGUCCAAUGAAUUUGCGUUUAAGGAUAUCUGCCUUAUAGAGAAGGAGGAGGAGGACGAGCUGUCUUCCGGGUCUUCCUUCACUUCCUGUUGCUCCUUCAAAUACAUCCGGAAAUCGAUUCUCAGCAGGGAGAUACGCAACGCAUCCACCUUGAGUUUGGAUAGUGGCGUCGACAUCGAUUCCCUAACGGAUCCCAGUCAAAAUCGCCAUAUAGAUCAAGAGCAGGGGAUUGGGGAUAAUAACUCCUCCGUGAGCGUCGUAAUGGAGAAAAGAUUACUGAGCCUCACGCCCGAAGGCAGCGAUUGCGACUGCGAACUGAGUUUGGAUGAGGUUUACCAACGUUUCUCUGCCUGGUUCAAUCGCACCGAAGUAGAUUCCUCUUUUUCCUGCUUCAUGCAGGUGGAUGAAGACCUGGAUGGGUAUAUAUGUCUGGGCGAACUCAAGAGAUUCCUGGAGAAACUGGAUAUGCCACAAACGCAUUUGGCAGUCAAAAAGGUCAUGACCCAUGUGGUGGGGAAUCACGAAGGUCAGCUUAACUUCUGCCAGGCACUACUUAUUCAGGGAACACUGAUGAAACGCCUGGAGUUGAGGAAAUGGUGUCUGCAGGAUCGCGAAAAGCAGCGAUUGGCCAGAAGUGAAGCGGUUGACGUAUCUCAAGUGGGCGUAAGUGGGGCUAGGCGAUUUUUCGAGGCCAAAAUAGCCCUGCAAACGGAACCCCUGGCCCUCAAUUCAGAUCAACCGGUGACCAAAACCGCGUUGAACAAUUCCCCAAUCUCCCAGAAAGCCGCCUCCAAAAGGGAGCAAUUCAAAUCCGCCGCUGCUGUUUUCAAAAAGCUCGAAAGCGAUCAAUGAUUAACUCGUCCUCCUAUCCGCACCCUUCAAUCCUGACUCGAGUGUGUUGUGUCCAAAAUUUCAAGUUGAAUUUCUAGAAAAUUCCCCGUUCUAUCGCCACACUGACCUUGUAUCUACUCUAUAACUUCCCAUAAAUCAUUUGCCAAUAAAACGCGAUACAGAAACGCAAA